Messenger RNA from Eruca vesicaria subsp. sativa (arugula), 811 nucleotides. Lineage: Eukaryota; Viridiplantae; Streptophyta; Magnoliopsida; Brassicales; Brassicaceae. The record is from the annotation of a GenBank genome assembly.
CUUCUUCUCUCUUUUUUGGUGCCGCUUUGCAAUUACCAUUGUCGAUCUCUUCUCUCAUCUCUCUCUAAUCUCGCUUUCGUGUAGCCUUAACUAGAGGUUUAUCAGUGAGUUUGGCAAUGGAAGCGUCAUCUUCUCGGUCAUCAGAUUCUUCAGAUGAAACUGCUACCAAGUUCCUUUCCAACCUUCCAUCUCGUGGCUUCUUAUCUUCUUCCACCGUCGUCUCCUCAAACCCGGGAAGCUUGCGGGUCUAUGUAUGUGAGCAUGACACAUCUCCCCCUGAAGGACAGCUUAUUAAGACAAACCAGCAAAACAUACUAAUCAGAUCCCUCUUGCUAAAGAAGCAAAAAGGAGAAUCUAGUUCUAAAGGAACUCCUGAAGAUGGUCCUAAAAAGAGGGCUGCAAAUAAGGCUCUGGAUGACAGGAGCUCAGCUAAAAGACCUGCUACUAUAUCUAGACAAGAAGGAUCAAGCAGUCGUGGAGGAGAAAAAGACUUUCAGUCUUUAACUGUGGAGAAGCUCCGUGCCCUUCUCAAGGAGAAAGGCCUUCCAACAAAAGGAAGAAAGGAUGAGCUCAUUGCACGUCUGAAGAGUGCCAACUGAAGAUUGAGAAAAUGCUCAGGUUAAUAUAUAUAUAUGUAUCUUUAGAGGGUUUCGAAUUGUCAAAAAAGUGAUGACAAGUAUGGUUGUUCUUGAUCGAUAUAGAUCCUUUUGGUCUCUUUUGUGGUACUGGUUAUCAAGAAUUAAGGUGAUAAGUUAUGAAUCUGUUUUUGGUUAUGGGAUCUUUUCAUCAAAGAAUUAGUGACCUUUGUAGC